Messenger RNA from Aethina tumida (small hive beetle), 2855 nucleotides. RefSeq names its product ATP-binding cassette subfamily G member 4. Lineage: Eukaryota; Metazoa; Arthropoda; Insecta; Coleoptera; Nitidulidae. Bases 117 to 2150 code for a protein of 677 amino acids. Gene Ontology annotation, molecular function: ABC-type transporter activity; ATP hydrolysis activity; ATP binding. Gene Ontology annotation, cellular component: plasma membrane. The record is from RefSeq and is a predicted model, not a curated record. The transcript is spliced from 9 exons.
UUGCUAUUUGUCAGUCGAGAGAUCACUCUGACCGAAGUGGGUCAUCGCAUUUCUUGCCUUGACUAGCCAGUUUCACAUUCGCGAUAGUCUUCGCCAGUGCACAGUGAUUCUCCAAUAUGGAGGGCAUAAAAUGCUUAUUAAAUAACAACCGGAGUCCCGGAGAUUGUAAGGUGCAAAUCGUCCGUUCGUCCGAACAAAGGGGAUUGCAACACUUGCCGGAACGGCCAAAGGUGGAUUUGGCCUUCUCCAAACUAACAUAUACAGUGCGACAAGGAAAAUCCGACAAAGUAAUAUUGAAAAAUGUGAGCGGAAGAUUAAGGUCCGGCGAACUGACCGCCAUCAUGGGACCAUCGGGAGCUGGAAAGUCCACCCUUCUGAACAUUUUGACUGGAUACAAGACAGAGGGUAUGCACGGUGAUAUUCUAAUGAACAACGAUGUACGAGACAUCAGCCGGUUCCGAAAACUGUCGGCCUAUAUUAUGCAAGACAAUCAGCUGCACGGCAAUUUGACGGUCAAAGAGGCGAUGGACGUGGCUGCAAAGCUGAAAAUCGGCGACAAGACCAAGGAAGAAAGAGAAUCCAUCAUAAGCGACAUUUUGGAAACGUUGGGAUUGUACGAGCACCGCACCACCAUGACCAGCGGACUUUCGGGCGGUCAGAAGAAGAGACUGUCGAUCGCCCUCGAGCUCGUCAGUAAUCCACCGAUAAUGUUCUUUGACGAACCCACCAGCGGUCUGGACAGCUCGUCCUGUUUCCAGUGCAUAUCCCUAUUGAAAGACCUGGCGAGAGGCGGUCGCACAAUCAUCUGCACCAUCCAUCAGCCGUCCGCCAGGUUAUUCGAGAUGUUCGACCACCUGUACACGCUGGCCGAUGGCCAGUGCGUGUACCAGGGCAGCACUAAGCAAUUGGUGCCAUUUUUGGGCACUUUAGGCUUGCAAUGUCCAUCUUAUCACAAUCCGGCGUCUUAUAUCAUUGAAGUGGCCUGUGGGGAAUACGGGGAUCAUACUAAAAAAUUGGUUAACGCCAUCAAUAACGGGGUUAACGAUAUUGUGGACGGCAAACCUUUCCCUGAACUGAAGAUGAUUGAUAAUGGAUUGAAUAACGCGGAUGUUUUGGCCAAUGAAAGAUUGGAUACUAUAAUCGCCAACAAUUUUGCCAAAGCUACACCGAAUGUGUUGAACGAGAAGAAUGAGUUCACUUACGAAGCGGCCAAUGACGUCGAGAAAAAUAUCGCAAUACCAAUGGAUAACGAAAAAACGGGUGUUGAGACUCCAUUCCUUGGCACUACAGUACAACAACAACCUCGAUAUGGCACCUCAGAACUACAACAGUUCUUUAUCAUUUUAAGAAGAGCUCUUUUGUUUAGUAGAAGAGAUUGGACUCUUAUGUAUCUGAGAUUGUUCGCCCACAUAUUGGUAGGCUUCCUUAUUGGAGCUUUAUACUUCAAAAUUGGUAACGACGCCUCCAAAGUGCUCAGUAAUCUCGGAUUUCUCUUCUUCAACAUGUUGUUCUUGAUGUACACAUCGAUGACAAUUACAAUUUUAUCGUUCCCAUUGGAAAUGCCCGUUUUGCUUAAGGAACACUUCAACAGAUGGUACUCACUUCGUUCAUAUUACCUGGCCAUUACUAUAUCCGACAUGCCUUUCCAAGCAAUUUUCUGCGUGGUUUAUGUAACAAUCGUCUAUUUUAUGACGUCGCAACCUCCCGAGCCCGCCAGAUACGGAAUGUUCCUGUUAGCCUGUCUGUUGGUGUCCUUUGUCGCUCAAAGCGUUGGCUUGGUUGUUGGAGCUGCCAUGAAUGUCCAGAACGGUGUCUUCUUGGCUCCCGUCAUGUCGGUGCCUUUCCUUCUUUUCUCCGGCUUCUUUGUUUCAUUCGACGCCAUACCAAUUUAUCUCCGGUGGAUCACGUACCUGUCUUACAUCCGAUAUGGUUUCGAAGGUACUGCUCUCGCUACGUACAGUUUCGACAGGCCAAAACUGCAAUGUUUCGUUUCCUAUUGUCACUUUAAAUCGCCAGCGGUGACUUUGGAGGAAUUGGACAUGGUCAAUUCGAAUUAUACUAUCGAUGUCAUUGCUUUGGUAGUUAUUUUCUUCGUUCUGAGGAUAUCCGCAUUCCUGUUCCUCAGAUGGAAGUUGAAAGCGAACCGUUAAAAUUAAAAACGCAGCAGUCAUUGAGUCAAAUCCUAAAAAAUAUCUUAAUAUACGGUUUAGUGCCGUCCAUCCUGAAGUGCACAAUAAAUUGAAUAUUUCUUUAAAUCAUUUUCACAACAAGUAAAUGUGUAAUUAAGAUGUUUUAACAUAUUUGACUGUGAAAAUAUUUAUUGACUGAUUUGAAAAUAUUUAAUCACAUUAUCUUUUGUUGGUUUUUGUUAAUUUUUAUUAUUACAUAAUUGAAUAUCUUUUAGAUGUUUUAAGACUGGAUUAUUGUUGGAUUUAAAGCAAAUUAUUUCAAUACUAAAAUGCUAUUAUCCAAUUAUAAUUCUUUUAAUGUAGGACGUAGGAAAGUGAUUGUUUAGAUUUUAUAGUUUUUCAUUUAUGUGACCGCUUAAUUUACUUAUUUCCAUUUUUAAAAAUCUAUGAUGAACAAAAAUGCUGCCUUAUGUUAUCACAGAUUUGCUUUCUUACCUUUUAGUAGAAUUAGGGGCUGUGAAGUUCGUUUGACCUUAAAGUAUAUGGACAAAGUUUGACUAUUUUUUUAUUCUACUUGCCAGUUUUUGCCCAUGACUCUAGGUCUAUUGUUUUUCGAUAUUUACAUGGACCAUUUACAUUAGAGUUUGUAUUUUUUAUAUUGGUAUGUAUAUCCAGUACUAUUUAUAUGGAAAUUGUAUAUAGUUGAAAUAAAUUAUUUUAAAAUUA